UGCUUCUGAUGAGAUAUAAUUUAAUUAUUCUGCAACAUCAACUAGCUGCCAAACUUUAUAUAUUUACAAGCUGUGUUCCUGCUUCCAUUUUCUGUAAAGGGAAGACUUUCGAAAGACAAAGUCAAUCAAAGCACUGAGAGUAGCAGUGAAGUGAAGCACGUGCUUUUUCAGUGUUGCCGUUAAUCCUCUAUAAAUGUCUCUGAUUCACACUACAACAUAAGAAUGAACGACCAGAAGUCUAAUCAAGGACCAUGAAAUAGAACUGUUGCAACUGUAUCUUCCAUUGACUAAUUCAUCCCCUGUUAUUACUAUUAUUAUUAUUAUUUUUCUUUCUCAAUUGUGAAGAAAGUUGUGUAAAGAAGUGAUUAUGAAGGAAGCUCUAGUUGCUUGGAUUUGAAUUUGCCUCCCACUUUUGCUCCAGUGGUGGCAUAGGAAAAAGGGUUUUAAGCUAUCGGAAGCAUUAUAAAUUCAGUACUCUGAUCCCCAGAUAAAUCGAUUACUGUUAUUAAUUUUUGGUUGAGUGCUCAGGAAAUCCGCCCAAUUAUCUCUUCGAUCAGAUAAAACAAAUGGAGCCUUUGGACUGAUCUCAAAGGUACCAAUCUCCACGCCUCUGACGUUUUUAAAUAGAUCAAUGCCAGGCAAUAGCUUCAAGCUUCAGUUAAACUAUUAAAAUAAGCUGUUACCCUUUUGAUUUCUGUAUCUGAUUUCAGAUUUGAGUUGUUGAAAAUCAAUGUUCUUUUUUAAGAUAGCUUUUCAGCUUUACAUGUCAUUGAGAUAGAUAUGAGGAAACCAAGUGUUAUGAAGUUGGGAACAUGGAGAGGAGUUCAGAGGUCAAUUUUUAUAUUGGGUAGUUUUGCUCUUCUCAUCUCAAUUGUGACCUUAUCAUCCAAAUUCUACUCUCUCAAAUCAUUUCAUGUUACUGAUACCUUCUGCAAUUAUGUAAAUACUGAUAGUCAAAGCAGGAUUGACAAUCAUGUAAAAGUCACUCUCGAAACUGUGAUUCAGAAACUCCAACAGGAACUUAACAUGUUCAGAGAUUCAACAACAGAUUCGUCGUCAUCUGCGCAUUUGUUAAAGCACAGUACGUUUCUUGCUGAUAUUUUGGGGCUGAUCGAGUCGGUGCACGAAUCUCUGGUGCAGAAUGACGAGACGACUCAGAAGUUAAGCAAUGAUGUCAAAGACAUCCAUCCUCUGCUAAAACCGAAGCAGCACUCUGAUGAGCCUGCGGAGUAUUUUCUAAUAGAAGAGAUUCGGAAGUAUGUCAAGAUCAAGCCGAACAGAUUGGGAAAGCAGAAUUUCAUGGGAGCUAAUGGGACUUUCACUAGCAUUGGCCAUGCUUGCUUUGCUAUGAAGACAGAACUUGAAGAAUACAUGAACUACGACAUUGGCGAUAUCUGCAAUGACGAUUGGAAGCUAGCUCAGAAGCUCAUGGUUCAUGGAUGCGAUCCACUUCCGAGGAGGAGGUGCUUCGCUCUAGCCCCGAAGAUAUAUAGCAAGCCAUUCCCAAUCCAUGAGUCCAUGUGGAAGCUCCCAGACAAUAGAAAUGUCCGGUGGAGUCAGUAUCGGUGCAAGAACUUUACUUGCCUUGCAAGUAAUUCCGCUCCCAAGGGUUUCUUCAAAUGUGCAGAUUGCUUCAAUCUGUCACACCACGAAAUGCCUAGAUGGAUGCAACAAGUAAGUCUAGACUCAAAAUUGAAUCUGACUGCAGAUUUUCUUAUCCCUGAAGUGCUACAAAUCAAGCUGGGAGAGAUCAGAAUCGGACUGGAUUUUAGUGUAGGGACUGGGACUUUUGCAGCUAGGAUGAGGGAGUUCAAUGUCACCAUUGUCUCGGCAACUAUCAAUCUUGGGGCACCUUUUAAUGAAAUGAUAGCUCUUCGUGGACUCGUCCCUCUUUACUUGACAAUCAAUCAACGGCUGCCAUUCUUCGACAACACUCUGGAUUUGAUUCACACCACAAGAUUUCUGGAUGGCUGGAUUGAUUUUGUGCUGCUAGACUUUGUCUUGUAUGAUUGGGAUAGAGUUCUGAGGCCUGGGGGUUUGCUGUGGAUUGAUAGCUUCUUCUGUGUGAAGGAAGAUUUGAAUGCUUAUUUGGAGUCCCUUAAGAUGCUGAGGUACAAGAAGCACAAAUGGGUUGUUGUUCCAAAGAUUGAUAAAGAUGAUGAUAGAGAGGUUUUCUUUUCUGCUGUUCUAGAAAAGCCGCCCAGACCAUUCCGGUAAACACAUAUUGGUCAGCUUAUGCCACCAUGUUUUCUACAAUAUAGCUUAUAGUUUCGAAUAUUAUGUCAUUUCAGUCAGAAUUUACAAGGGAAAUUUUUUUUCCCCUCCUUGUGAAUGCAAUAAGGAUUAUAUAGGGACAGAGAACCCCCAUUCCCACCAGAAAGUAGAGGAGUUGGCCCCAAGCCAAUUUGGAUUGUUGGAGGGACUUGUUUGUUAGUUUCAGGGUGUCCCCCCUGCAUAUUUGGUCCACUAAUAAUUUUAAGGUGAAGAAAAAGACACUGAAAUUGGGG
Molecule: messenger RNA, 2507 nt
Organism: Rosa rugosa (rugosa rose)
Lineage: Eukaryota; Viridiplantae; Streptophyta; Magnoliopsida; Rosales; Rosaceae
Product: probable methyltransferase At1g29790
Exons: 1
Coding region: 781-2217 (478 amino acids)
Molecular function (GO): methyltransferase activity
Source: RefSeq, a predicted model, not a curated record